AUGGAUGAUUUACAACUUGAUUCUGUAUAUAAUAUUACCCAAAAAGAAAUUGGCUUUAAAGAUUUGACGCAGGGUCCAAUUCCAAGAGUGGAUAAUUAUGAUGUCAUUCGAGCCAAAUUCAUUGUCGAUUCACUUGAUCAUAAAAUGAUGACCACAUUUUCAAAAAAUGCGAAUGAAUUCAGAGAUGAAGGUCGUGUUCGUCCAAAUAAUGUAUCCAAAGAUGAUCUUGAUGUUAUAGGAAUAGAUUUAUCACCCAUUAAAACUAAAAAACGCGAGAAGGUUCUUGAAACUAUUCAUAAUAUUUACCAAGCCGAAAGAAUUGAUAAUAUAUUGUUCAUAAAAUUUGAUGGUUUUGUGAAGGGAGAAACGCAUAUGGCAUUACUAUAUUCACUUGAUCAACAAUUAACUUGGGAUUUUCUGAUUGAUACAAUAUCAGUAGUUAAUGGUAAUGAAUUUCGACCAGAUAUAGGGGGGUGGAGACAGAGACCAACACGCAACCUGGGUGCGAUUGGAGAAUGUCCUCAAAAACAAGAAGUUGAUCUUGCUGACGUGCGAACCUUUGAAAUUACUAUAGCAAACACCAAUUCAAGGAUUGUCAUAACAAUUUAUGCUCAGACUUAUACAACUUAUUUCUUUAAUAGGGGAGAGAAAAUGUUAAAAGCAUCAGCAAUUUUAAAGAACGAAUUACUCCAAGAUAAUUAUAGAUGUAGUCACGGUAAUAAGAUUGGCCUUGUCAUAAGCAUUGCCGAUAUCAAAAUUAGAAAAUGUGAUCAUGGAAAUCAUAAAUUUUACGCUUAUUCAAUGUGUAUGCUAUUUUCAGCAAUAUAUUAUUUCAAGCUCGAAUUCAAAUUCGAGUAUCCAAUAACAAUGAGAACACUUUCCGAAAUUUGGACAAAAUUUAUGGAAAAUGAGGAAAUUAUGACGUAUAUUGAUAGUGAAGAGGGUGAAGAAAAUGAUGGAGCAAUUUCAGUUGAUAUGGUCAAUCAAUCACCAAGAAAGUUUAUUAUUCUACUAGAAAAACAUUUAGUCUAA
Molecule: messenger RNA, 1032 nt
Organism: Entrophospora sp. SA101
Lineage: Eukaryota; Fungi; Glomeromycota; Glomeromycetes; Entrophosporales; Entrophosporaceae
Source: the annotation of a GenBank genome assembly